This is a messenger RNA of Patiria miniata (bat star), 4544 nucleotides long. RefSeq names its product excitatory amino acid transporter 2-like. The transcript has 9 exons. Gene Ontology annotation, cellular component: plasma membrane. The record is from RefSeq and is a predicted model, not a curated record. Bases 1 to 1704 code for a protein of 567 amino acids. Gene Ontology annotation, biological process: L-glutamate transmembrane transport. Gene Ontology annotation, molecular function: neutral L-amino acid transmembrane transporter activity; L-glutamate transmembrane transporter activity; glutamate:sodium symporter activity. NCBI's taxonomy places the organism in Eukaryota, Metazoa, Echinodermata, Asteroidea, Valvatida, Asterinidae.
AUGGAGGUGGAAUCGGGACGGGAUGAGUACACACUGCAGCCGUACGAGCACCGCAGGAUGAGGAGAGUCCUGGCCUGGGUCAGGCAGAACCUUCUCCUUCUCUUCACCUUAGUAGGAGUCAUCAUGGGCAUCGUACUGGGCCUGGUCCUGCGUCUAGCCGAACCCUCUGAGGAUGCCAUACUACUGAUUGGUUUCCCCGGAGAUAUCUUGAUGAGGCUUCUAAAGAUGCUCAUCCUGCCGCUAAUUGUGGCCAGUCUCAUCUCAGGUCUUACCGGCUUGGACACAAAGGAAAGUGGGAAGCUUGGUCUUCGUGCUCUGGUCUACUACUCAGUGACGACGUGCAUCGCUGUCAUCAUUGGAAUCAUCUUGGUGCUGAGUAUACAUCCUGGAAAGGCCGAGACCAAGGCUUCACUGGGACAGUUUGGGAAAAAGCAGGACAUGACCACAAUGGAUGCCAUUUUAGAUCUACUCAGAAACAUGAUGCCUGUCAACCUGGUGCAAGCAUGCUUCGAACAAUCAACAACAAUGUAUGUGAUGGAGGAGCAGUUCGAAAACAUUUUAGUCAACAAGACCAUGAACGACACCAUGGCUUCUCUGAAUGACACCAUGGGUCUGAUGAACGACACCGGCGACACGGUCACCACGGAUCCCAUGAACACCAUGGAAAUGAUGAUCACCGAUAACCCCGUCACCUCUGCCAAGUAUGAGACUAUCAGCCUGGGGUUUAAGAAGGUGCGCAAGAUUGGCUACAAGGACGGAAUGAAUGUACUGGGCAUUGUUACAUUCUGCAUUGCGUUUGGCUUGCUCCUGAGCCGUAUGGGAGAGAAAGGACGUGUCAUGGUCGACUUCUUUGACAUCUUGGCUGAACUUACCAUGACGCUGGUCAACCUUAUCAUGUGGUAUUCUCCCAUCGGCAUCAUGAGUCUGAUCUGUGCCAAGAUCCUGAGCAUGAAGAGACCCGAGUUAGUCUUCGUCCAGCUGGGCAUGUACAUGGUGACGGUCAUCGUUGGUCUCAUCAUCCACUUCGGAUGUCUCAUGGGUAUCUACUUUGCCAUCACUCGCAAGAAUCCAUUUUUGUUCUUCAAGAACAUGCUGCAGGCCUGGCUCAUGGCAAUCGCCACUUCCUCCAGUGCUGCUACCCUUCCCGUCACCUUCCGUUGUCUGGAAGAGAAUAACAAGAUUGACCGACGAGUGACGCGCUUCGUGGUACCCAUCGGCGCUACAGUCAACAUGGAUGGCACGGCAUUGUAUGAAGCAGUGGCAGUUAUCUUCAUUGCCCAAAUGAAUGGAAUCCCUCUCAGUGUUGGACAAGUCAUCACUAUCAGCUUGACCGCCACACUUGCAAGCAUUGGAGCUGCUAGUAUCCCCAGCGCUGGUGUAGUCACAAUGCUGUUGGUUCUGACUGCCGCUGGCUUGCCAACUAAUGAUGUCAGCAUCAUUCUCUUAGUGGACUGGUUCUUGGAUCGCCUGCGUACCUCUGUUAACGUCCUGGGCGACUCCUACGGGGCAGGCAUCGUCUACCACCUCUCCAAGAAGGAACUGGAAGCCCAAGACGCGGCCUUGGCUGCCCAAGAAGCAGCAGAGUACGCCGACGCAAACCAUCACAGCAAGAUGGAUACCUCCAAUCGCAACUCUAUGGAGGUCGUGGAUCGGGAACAACACAAGAAGAUGGACGGCGAUACAGCGAGAGAGACCAACUUCUAAACAAGUUGUCCUCCAAUGGACCGAUUCAUUAAUAUUCCCUACUUCCCCAACCCUUCUUUUUCCAACUUGUACACACACAAAAAACAAUCAUAAAAGUCUGUCUGUGGUUUUCUGGGCAAAUGAAGAGAUAAGGUAGUCUUGGCCAUUUGUGAAAGCUUGGCUUGUCUCCAGCUGUGGCAAUGCUUUUUAAAAGGCUCCAUCUCAAAGUAGGUCCGUUGUUUCCCCUCGACAGGAACAUCAAGUGGUACACUACGAAGCAGUUUCAAUUUGUUCACCACCUAAAGCCUACACAUGGUUCCAGAGCCAUAAACAGAUCCAAAGUUGCAGACGAAGUCAAGGUUUUAGAAAUGGCCCUUGUAAUAACCUGUAUUCCAUUGUCUUUGUAUUGUGUGUUCCUUUUAGGGCAUUUGUAUGUCAAUUUCUAUGGCGGCCAUUGUACAUGUGCUAGAUUAUGGACCACUGUACCCGAGUUUGCAAGACCAGCGUUUCCUGCCUACAGCAUGUGUCCAGUAUACACAGAAAUACCCAGAUUUCUCCUUCAUUCCAAAUGUGGAGAUAUGGAUUCUAAUUUGGUAAAAAAGAAACGCACUCUGUACCCCACGUGUGGUGUAAUUUGGUGUGCCAUUCCCUUACUGGAAAGUUUGAAUACAUAACCUGUCUGAGUUGUAUGUAAAAAAAAAACACCAAAAAACAAAACAGCGCAAUUCAAAAUGGAACCCCAACCUAUCCCUAAGAAAUUUGUGCUUGUGAUUAAAAAAAGAUAGACUUGAUGUUUCCUUCCCUAAUAAGUAAGACAGGGUGUGCUUGAAUGUGUCGAUGUUUUUGUAUUCAAAACUUUUGUCACCUUUUCUAAGAAAAAAAAUAACAAUGCACCGCACCAUUUUAUUUCAAUUUUGUCAUUUUUUUUACCUGAUUAGAACUGUUUUGUCAGAUAUGGAACUGUCUUCAAGUAGACGUAAAGUCGACCUUGAUCAUUGAAAAGUGUGCGUCCGUGAGUCAGAAAUGUUCCUUUUAGUGUAAAAUUGUAUAUUUAGGAAUGAUUGAGAGUUGGAGGAUUGUCAACUAUAGUUUUUCAAGAGUAGCUUUUGUUCUUAGUAGUAUUUUCGUUUGGAAUAAUCAUGUUAAUCAUCACAACUUUGUUUGUUUACAUCAUCUCUUGCUAACUUUGUAGUGUAUUGCUGGUAUACUAAGCUCAUUUGUACCGAGCUCUUUUUGUACAUUGGACUGUUUCGUAUGAUUUAGAUAUAUAACUCUGAUCAGUUAGUGAAUUGUGAUUAAGAUUUAAAAGUAAUGUUUACAUUUUUAGUCUGGUUAAACGACCAAUAUCUAAACAAACUCAUAGCAAUAAUGACGUGAAUAUAAAGAGUGUGGUGAAAUGUCGAAAACCUGUAGAUAGGUGUUGAAUUUGUGGACAUGAGAAUUGUACUCCAAAAAAAAAAAAAAGUAACCAAGAUCCAAACGUAUUCUUCCGCAACCUUUGUGUACCAAAACUGAUAUUGUAUUUGAUAUUGUAAUUUACCAGUAUAAAUAAAAUUGCAGUUUGUGUGGGUAUAUUUUGGCUCUAGAACCAAUUGAGGACUCGUGCUAGGCCGUUGCAUGUUCACAACCUGAAUGAUGGUUGCAAUCACGGUCAACGUAACAAAACGUAGGAAGUGCGUAUCUGAACAAACUUCAAAACGCACUACAGUUACAAAAAAAAAGAGUUGAAACGGUGGAAAGAGGUUACCUUUUUAGAGUCCGGUUUUUCAUUUAGGUGCAAACAAGGCCUAGUGGGUGAUUUGAGUGUGGAAAGUUUGUAAUGCUAUUGAACAAUCCCAGCACGCUGUCAAUUCUAUCACGAAGGCCUCCUUCGAUGGCAAAAGCGUUGUGCUAGCUAUUGCUCAGAUAGUCCGUCAUGGGGCAGUAGUUUGUACCAUAGCAUGCACAAUGGUUUCGCCAUUAAAGGGGGCCUCGUGUGUGAACAUUGACCGUGUGCCUGGAUUCGUCUAGAGACACAAUGCUCAAGUAUGUUAUUAUACUUCAUGGACCUACCUCAGUUAUGGUCAAGACAUUGUGGCGACUUUUAUUAAUAAUAGUGUCCACAUUGUCACAACAUAACUUAGAUAUGUGUCCAAUGUGCACUUAGAUUUGCAUAGAGGUGUGGAUUAAACAUGGAUGAUGAAAAGAAAGUUUUGAAAUUGUUUUGGUGAUAUAGCACAUGGUGCAUAUAUUCUCUGUUUCAGUUUGGUGCGUUGGAAAUACAGUAUACUGAGAAUUUAGAAUGAGCCAAUCAGAUCACAGCUCUCUCACUCAAACACACAAAAUACACCUCAAGACAGCUGUGAGGGUGGAUCUAAUUGGCUGUUUGUUUCCAUAGUCGUUUUCUGUAAAUAUAUAAUAUGUAUCAACUGUUAAUACUAAGUGCAUAUAUAUGACUAUAUUAUAAAAAAUAACAAAAAUAUGUAUUAUACUACUAACAAAGUUGCAUGUGUAUUUCAUACGUAUCAGGGUGUUCUAAACAAACAAAGUACAGAGUUGUCAGACCCUUCCUUUAGUUUUGAACAUUUUUUGAAGUGAAAAUGAGAAAUUAUCAUGAUUUUGUUUUAUUUCACGGGUUUGCCAUUUCAUGGGUUUGCACUCGCUGGAAAUCAUGCACAGUUUUAAGAAUUGUAUUAACCCAUUAGUCACUACUGCCCCAAUACGCCCUCAUUAUUACUCCCCAAACCACCCCUCCAUGGUUGUAUGGAUACAUCAGAAGAAUAAACACAAUGUAAUACAAUGUAGUACAGUUGCUAAUGGGUUACAAUACUAAUAUCAAGAUUCAUUUAAGUGUGUAACACAAGGAUUUGAGUUUGAAUGAG